Molecule: messenger RNA, 2972 nt
Organism: Parasteatoda tepidariorum (common house spider)
Lineage: Eukaryota; Metazoa; Arthropoda; Arachnida; Araneae; Theridiidae
Gene: barr
Product: non-SMC condensin I complex subunit H
Biological process (GO): mitotic chromosome condensation
Cellular component (GO): condensin complex
Molecular function (GO): chromatin binding
Source: RefSeq, a predicted model, not a curated record
CUGGUGGGAGGGUAGAUGCUCUGUACAAAGAAACAAUGCAAUUCCAUAAUCAGUUGCAGACCAUUGUAUUAAACAAAAAAGUUGUUGAGGGUAGGGAUCAAGACAUUGAUGGUGAGGAUGACAAUGUGGAUGAUGAGCCCAAGGAAAGGCGGAGAACCACUAAAACCAAACAAUCAUAUAUCACAAAUGAAGAUAAUGUGUCUUUCAAAUCUGAAGCUACAUAUCAAAAUACAAUGCCUCACGCUAAUUACAUUGCAAUCAAGUCUGCGUUUUGUGCUUCGAGGACAGCUCCAAAACUGUUGGAGAGACUUCCACUGGAAAAUGAUUCUUGUAAAUUAGCAUGUGUUACUGCUCUGCCUUGUUUCAAUCCUUUGGCUCCUGUACCUGUAGUGGAUUUUUCAUAUCCAGCAAAACGGAAAGGUUUAAUUCAGAAAAUACAAAAUGUUAGACUUAAUUACGUAGAAUCUCAAUCGGGGACAUUUUGCUCUGAUGUAUUUCCUCCCCCUUCAUUCAGAAGUCCUGUUGGGGCUCCUGAUAUGGAUCCACCUUCAGACGAUUCAUUUGUAAUUGGAUCUUCCCCUGUACGAGAGCCACAAGAUGCUGACGUUGAAGAAAUAAUUGACAAAUUUUCCGUUUUGGAUAUAACUGCUGACAUACUGGUUAAGGAUUUGUCACAUGCAGUUGUUGAUGCAAACACUGUAGAUAGAAACCGUUUUCCACCCAAUUCUGCGCUCAAAAGAGUUUUAAAUACUGCUGAAAAAUCUAAGGUAGGAAAAACACCUGUGAAAAUUAGAAAAGAAAAAGCACCCAGAGAGCCAUUUUUUAACCAACAGCGUGUGGUGGAUAAAUCCAUUCUGAAGAAAACACGUAGAAAUGAAUUAACCGACAAAGACAUCGAUCAGUGGACAAUGAAUGACAUAACUGCAGGAUCUAAUGGGAUUGAGCUGUUUUCAACCCUCUUUUCUGAUAAUAUCAACAUUGACAAUAAGAGAACAAUUUUGUGCACUUUGCAAAAUUUAAUGCUGGAAAAUACGCCACAGUAUUUUGAUGGAUGUUUUUGUAAAGAAUUACAACUUUGGAAUAAAUAUGGAAAGCAAAGAAAUGCUCAGCUUAUACGUCCAUCAUCGUUUGGCGUAUGUAUGAAUAAUAAUGAAUCAGAGGAAAUAAUAUCUGAACACUCAAAUUUCGUUGUACAGUCCUUUCAAAAUCUUUCUCUUGAAAACUCUCCGGCAAACUCUCCAGCAAGGUCUGAUGAUUACGAUCCAGGCAUUGACAACAUGGCACCGCCAGAUGCAGGCAACAUGGCUGACUCUUUUGCAUUUGAAAAUCCCAUAUCAAACCACCCAUCUAGGAGAAGUGGUUUAUUUGACGAUGAUUUAAAAUCUGUCAUGGUCACUCCCCCAGAAAUGGCUCAACCUAUAACCAUGAGAUUUGAAACCAAACCAAUAACAUUAAGUACAGAAAAGGUGAAAAAUGCCAUUUGGAAUGUUGUUGAACAGGCUGAAGAAACAUUACUGACAGAAUUGCACCAGAAGUUACAAAAAGUUUUUUAUGAUGAGUUUAUGCCUUUGCAGUAUGUUUUCACCACUCUAUUAAUAUUGGCAAAUGAAAAGUGCCUACUACUGGAAAAUGAUUCGUUGGGAGAAAUAAAGGUUAUGAAAGAUAUUCUAGAAUGAGCAGAGGACAUAGUGCAUAAAGCACCAAAAUUAUUUGCUUAAUAUUUAUAUUUUUCUAACAUUGUGUUGUAAAUAACAUUUUCAUAUUUAUAUACUAUUGAUGAUAUUGCAUAAUGGACCAAAAUAAUUUUCUGAAAAAUAUAUUUAUCUAAAACUUACGUUGUACAGUGCACCAACAAAAAAAAAAGGACCACUCUCAAUAACUUUUAAUCUUAUGAUCGGAUUUACACGUUUUAAAACUCAAUGGUUCGAGAGGGUGACCUCAAAUGUUCUAAUUAUUAAAUCCUGACGAUAUUUUAAGUUAUGAAAUCAGAUACAAAAAAUUACCUUCUCUGAAUAAACAUACCUUUUUUCUUUGUUGUUGACAGACUCGGAUUUCUGACUUCCGAAAUUGGGUGCAGCCACAAUCUGGGAAAUACGGUCCCAAUAGUUUGGUCAGGAGAGCUCCGAAAACUUGCAACCCUUAAUUUUUUUUAUUAUGUAUUGCGUUAUAUCUUGUGAACUUUUUAAGUGAAUUGAAAGAAAUUUACACUCAAUUCUGAAAUAGUUCAUUAAAAAAUAAUUCCAUGCAAAAAAUAACUUUUAGUAAAUAUUUAUUAUUUCAUUUAAGAAUGGUUGAAAAAAUUUUGAAUUGUAAGGUAUAAACUUUUUGCAUCAUUUUAAUGUAAUUUUAUAGAGCAAAAUAUGAAACAAAAUCUGUUGAAUAGAUAUUGAAUUUCGAAACAGUCAACUACUUAAAAUUCGAUUUGUCAGGAACUACUCUACCGAUUAUGUUGAAAUUUUGUACUUUACGAUAUAAAAUUACAUUCUUUAAAAUGAUGCAAAAAUUUUAUACCUUACUAUUUAAAAUUUUCUUGACCAUCCUUAAAAUAAAUAUUUACUAUAAGUUAUUUUUUGCAUGGGAUUAUCUUUGGUUGUGAAUUUAUAAUUGUGUGUGAAUUUUUUUUUUAAUCCUCUUAAAAAGUUCUCGAAAUAUGCAAAGUAAAAUUAACAUCAAGGGGCUCAAAUUUUGGAUCUCUCUCCUGACCAAACUAUUGGGACCAUAUUUCAAAGAUUGCGCCUACCCUAUAUUUUGGGGGUCAGUAGUCCGAAUCCAUUUAACAGAAGAUAUGUUUGUUUAUUCAGGGAAAGUACGUUAUUAUCGUCUACACUUAGUAAUAAGCCACCUCGAGCCAUUAAGAUUGAGUCUUAGAAUGUAAAAAAUCUGAAAUCAAGUUAUUUGGGUUUUUUAGAUCAGUGUACAUAGAAGUAUAUCUUUUGUUUGUUGAUUACUUGUAUAAAUUUGUUAUGAUGUAA